AUGUCGUAUAACUACGAAAGCUGCGCUGCUAUCGUACCUCCUGAAACUGGCCAGGAGACGGCACCCACGUUUAAUAAGACUAGAAGGAUUAGAGCGUUAAUCGCGUAUUGGAUUCUUGGGUUGUGCAACAAUUAUGGAUAUGUUGUCAUGUUGACAGCAGCUAACGAAAUAACAAAUAAUUCUCGAGACUGCACAUAUUUAUCAACAGGUGCCAUAUUAUUGGCCGAUAUUUUGCCUGGUUUGAUUAUUAAAGUAAUUGCUCCUUUUUUGCCUUUCUUUGUACACAUAAGAGUAGGGCUAUGCGUUGUCCUUGCCUCUGCAGGAUUUUUGUGUGUUGCUUACAGCGAAACCUUGGUUAUCGCAUUAUUAGGUGUAGUUAUGACCUCAUUGGCAUCGGGGUUGGGAGAAGUCACCUAUAUGCAGUAUAGUAGUUUUUAUGAUAAAAAUGUAAUAUCGACAUGGAGUUCUGGAACAGGUGGUGCAGGAGUAGUUGGAGCUGCUACGUAUGCCAUUCUUGCUCAAGUCAAUUUAGAAAUGAGGACGAUUUUACAGAUACUUCUAGUAGUUCCUAUCGCCAUGGGUUUAGCGUUUUGGUUUUUGCUUCCAUCUCCUUCCCAAGAGGACAUUGCACAUGCAUUAGAAAUUCAGAAUCUUGUCAACAGCGAUGAGCUAAAGAACCCAAAGAAAGCUUUUAUAAAGAAACUGAAAUUAAUUCCUGGACUGCUGAAGUAUAUUAUACCGUUUUCAUUAGUAUACGUUUUUGAGUAUUUUAUUAAUCAAGGAACUUUUGAGUUAAUCAGGAUUAAAAACUCGAGCAUAUCAAAUGACGCUCAAUACAGAUGGUUUCAAGUUACUUACCAAAUUGGAGUGUUCUUUUCCAGAUCUUCUGUUAACUUGUUCCAUAUUAAACAAACAUGGUGGAUGACACUGUUCCAGGGCAUCAACGUUGUGAUAUUUACCACAGAAGCAAUAUAUUACUAUAUCCCCAACUUCUAUAUAGUUGUAGCUCUAGUUUUAUGGGAAGGACUAUUGGGAGGCUCUUCUUAUGUUAACACCUUUUACAGAAUUUCAACCGAAGUCUCUGAAGAAAACAAGCAGUUCUCCAUGGCUAUUACAACUUUUGGGGAUAGUAUAGGAAUUACGUUGGCUGGAUUUUUGGCAAUUUUCGCACAUAACAAAAUAUGUGCACUACCUCUUCCUAAAUAAGAGUAUUAUUUUACACGUUUUUUCACGUAAAAGUUUUAUAAAUAUACAAAUUUUAUAAAUAUAUUUUGUUGAU
This is a messenger RNA of Diabrotica balteata, 1279 nucleotides long. The record is from the annotation of a GenBank genome assembly. Lineage: Eukaryota; Metazoa; Arthropoda; Insecta; Coleoptera; Chrysomelidae.